This is a messenger RNA of Copidosoma floridanum, 1874 nucleotides long. It is a transcript of the gene Tmx3, whose product is annotated as Thioredoxin-related transmembrane protein 3. Gene Ontology annotation, cellular component: endoplasmic reticulum. The record is from RefSeq and is a predicted model, not a curated record. NCBI's taxonomy places the organism in Eukaryota, Metazoa, Arthropoda, Insecta, Hymenoptera, Encyrtidae.
GCUCUCGAUGAUAAGUAUAACAUUUUCCAAUUUCCACGGAAAAUGCUGACGGCCACUGCCUUUACAAACCGUACUUAAAAGGAAUAGUUGUAAAUAAACCGAGGGUGUGCAGGUAUUCGUUAAUGAAAUGGAACUAAUGGCAAGUUCGAGACAAACAAAACUUUACUGUUCACGUUAUUGAAACUCACGAAUUUGACUCGCUACAUCGCCUAUUUUCUACUUUGCAUGUGUCUCCAUUCAUUGUUUAACGAUGGUUUCGUUGUCCAGACUUUUGUUUUUUAUCAUCUGCUGUGUACUAGCCAAUGUUGCAAUAGGAUCUCGAGUUUUGGAACUUAGUGAUAAAUUUUUGGAAAUACAUAAGGAAGGGCAAUGGCUUGUGAUGAUGUAUGCACCAUGGUGUGCUCACUGCAAAAGAUUAGAACCGAUAUGGGCUCAUGUUGCUCAGUACCUUCACUCAUCUCCUGUCGGAGUUGGCAGAAUAGAUUGCACUCGCUUUACAAAGGUUGCUCAUUCUUUCAAAAUCAAAGGAUUCCCUACAAUAAUAUUCUUAAAAGGAGACCAAGAAUUUGUUUACAAUGGAGAUAGAACGAGGGAUGAAAUAGUUAAAUUUGCUCUUAGACUCAGUGGACCACCAGUGCAAGAAGUAACCAAGACUAUAAGUUUUAACACUUUGAAAAAAGAUAGAGACUUGUAUUUUUUAUACGUUGGUGAAAGAUCUGGAACAUUAUGGGAUAUGUAUCAUGAAGUUGCUAACCAAUUCCAGCCACAUGCAUUUUUUUAUCAAUCUCAUCCAGUAGUAGUUGAUAAACAUGCUCCAAUAGAAAGUACACCCGCACUUUUUGUAUAUAAAGAAAACGUACAUUACAAUUUUACAGGUCAUAGCGCAAUAACAGACGCUGAUCAAUUGAAUGAAACUUUGUAUAGAUGGAUCAAUGCUGAACGCUUUCCUACAUUCCCUAAGGUCACGCGCGGAAACAUUAAUCAACUUUUUUUAACAAACAAAAAUCUAGUCUUAGCAGUAGUCGAAGAAAACCAACUAGAAGAAAUUCCACCUGAUAUGUUGGAGUUUCGAGAUAUGGUUGAAUCUGUGAUCAAAAGGAAACGUGAAAAAUACCAUGACCAUUUCCAGUUUGGUUGGAUAGCCAAUCCUGACCUAGUCAAUAGUAUAGCAAUGAUGGUUGUACCAUUACCAAGUUUGAUUGUCAUUAAUUCAACGACAAAUCAUCACUACAUUCCAGAAGAUGAGCCAGAAAAGUUAACACCUGAUGUGAUUGAAACGUUCCUAGAACAAAUAAGAAGUGAAAGCGUCCCUAAAUAUGGUGGAAACAGUUUUGCUGUGAGAAUAUAUCGGUCAUGGUUUGAAGUCCGAUCUGCUCUUGCAUCAAUGUGGUAUGGUAAUCCAAUUCUGACAUUGGUCUUGUUUGGCUUGCCUGCUGGAUUCUUAUCACUUAUUUGCUACAAUAUCUGGUGUCCAGAUAUCUUUGAUGCCGAUGACGAUGAAAAAGAAUCCACGGGAUCGAGUCACAUAAAAAAAGACUAGAUUAUGCUUGUCAAGCAAAAAAUGUUAACGUUCUAAAAGUGAUAAAAAUAGCCAUUGUUACAAAUUCAAUAAUUCUAACAUAAACCAUUACUUUUUUUAAGUUUAUUACAAGAAAAUGUUUGUGUAAAUGUGCAAAUGUGUAAUGCUGCGUAUUAUGAAAGCGUAAUGAUAUUAAUGAUUAGAAUUACUAAUAAAGUUUUAAUGAACUUGUGUAAAAACUGAAUAAUCAUUUCUCAUCCUCCAUGACAUCUUCAAGUAAUGUUAUAAGAAAACAAAUCUUAACACAGUCUGUAAGAGACUUCCAUUUGACAAGCCAAUAUUAUUGGAGCGAGAC